AUGCUAUUAGACAAAGAAGUAGAUUUUAAUAAAUGUAAUAAUGAUUGGCGGUCGCCUCUAAUGUGUGCUUGUAGCAAUGGACAUACAGAAAUAUUUAGGAUGUUGUUAGACAAAGGAGCAAGAUAUGACACAGUUGACAAAGAAGGUUGGUCCCCUUUUAUGUCUGCAUGUAGUUAUGGACAUACAGAAAUAGUAACAUUGUUGUUGGAAAGACGAGUUGAUUAUAUUAACUGUAACAAAGAUGGUUGGUCACCUUUAAUGUUUGCCUGUAGAAAUGGACAUACAGAAAUAGUAAAUAUGUUGUUAGAAAGACAAGUAGAUUAUAAUAAAUGUAACACCGAUGGUUGGUCACCUGUAAUGUUUGCUAGUAAUAAUGGACAUACGGAAAUAGUAAGAAUGUUGUUAGACAGAGGUGCAAGUUAUGACAUAUGUGACAAAGAUGGUAGGUCACCUAUAUUGUGUGAUUGUAACAAAGGACAUACACAUAUAGUAAAGAUUUUGUUAGAGAAAGGUGCAAGUUAUGACACAUCUGACAAAGAUGGUUGGUCACCUAUAAUGUCUGCUUGUAAAAUGGGACAUACAAAUAUAGUCAAGAUUUUGUUAGACAAAGGUGCAAAUAAUGACACAUGUGACAAAAAAGGUUGGUCACCUGUAAUGUUUGCUUGUGAAAAAGGACAUACAGUCAUAGUAAAGAUUAUGCUAGACAGAUGA
Molecule: messenger RNA, 711 nt
Organism: Mytilus californianus (California mussel)
Lineage: Eukaryota; Metazoa; Mollusca; Bivalvia; Mytilida; Mytilidae
Product: ankyrin repeat domain-containing protein 50-like
Exons: 1
Coding region: 1-711 (236 amino acids)
Molecular function (GO): protein binding
Source: RefSeq, a predicted model, not a curated record